Molecule: messenger RNA, 3614 nt
Organism: Carya illinoinensis
Lineage: Eukaryota; Viridiplantae; Streptophyta; Magnoliopsida; Fagales; Juglandaceae
Product: RNA-binding protein 39-like
Exons: 14
Coding region: 2065-3333 (422 amino acids)
Biological process (GO): mRNA processing
Cellular component (GO): nucleus
Molecular function (GO): RNA binding
Source: RefSeq, a predicted model, not a curated record
AGUGGGAGAAAGAGCGGUCCCAUCGAAGCAAGAGUCGAUCGGAUAGGCAUCCAAGUGAGCGUGAUGAAAGAGAGAGGAGUCGUGACAAGGAGUACAAGGAAAGGGAAAGGGAAAGAGAGUUAAGGGAACACGACAGAGAAAGUAGGUAUGUUACGUUUCAUAUUCUUAUCAUCCUUUGAACUAAUUAUUUAUGGAACUAUUGCGCUAAACUACAUAAUUACUGUUGGUGGGUACAUUGUGCAAGUUCCAAAAUAAGGGGACUUGUCACUUGACAUAGACCCAGUGCUAGUGUAAUCAUCCUGGUGAGAAAUUGAUUGAACUCUGUUUUGUAAAUGAUAAAUUUUCAUUUGUUACAAUUUUAUGAUGAACAAGAAGUUGGUUGCGUGAGCUUCAUGAUGAUAUAAUGAUGUGUACACCAAAUGUAGAAUAGCUUGAAUGACUUAUAAAAAAAAAAUGUAGAAUAGCUUGAAUGGAAAGUCAAGGUUGAUUUAUUAAUUAUUCUAAAUUUCUGAGGACCAUCAAAUAAGUAAUUCUUGGCCUUCUUAAGUUUAUACUGUUCUUUAAUACCUAUGUUAUCUUGAUGAUUUGUAAAGCUGGAAUGGGCUGUGUGUCACUUUUUAGGAAAAGAAUCUCGUUAGAAUAUUUACUCUCUGGGGGUAAAGGUUCUUAGAGACCAUUUUUUGUUGGAUGAGGAAACCAUUGGUAAUUCAAGUAAAAAAACUAAUCAUUUAGUUAUUUCUUGCUAAUGCAUUGCUCACUUUUAUUUUCUUUAUAAGUAUGAAAAAUUUAUUUAUUGUGACAGGUAACUAUGAAAAAUUUAUUAAUCCUCAUAAUUAGGCAAAUCCCAAGUAAACAAGUAGUAUACAAGAUAAAUAUACCUAAUUACAGCGUACUAGCUAAGAAAUACAAGUCAUUAAGAUUAGUCCCCUCUAAUACAAGUUGUAUAGGUAUGUUAAUAAGUAAAUUCAAGUUAACACUAAUUACAAACAAAAUUUAUUUAGAGUUGCACAAUAAAAUAGCGAUAACUUUUGUCAUUCUAUGUUCAUAAGUAAAUAAACAAUUGUAUAGGUAAUUUUGGGCGGUAGGUUUAGUCCUUUUUUAUAUAGGUAGGCGGUAGGUUAACCUUGUGAGAGCUUUAAACAAUGAUCUAAGCAUAUGAGGACAUUGAUCUUAGUUUUCGGCAUUGUGGUAGGUUUUCCUCUGGAUCUGAGCUCUAAAUAGGGUGGUUGACGUGCUUCCUCCCUUAACUCUCUUUACACCUGUUGAUUGCUCUGGUGGUGGUUUGCAUACAUUUUCUUUGCCUUCUCUAUGUUUUUUACUUCUGCGUGGAAUUUCCUAAGGUAGUGGAGUCUAGGUGGAUAGUACAAAUGUGUUCCUUGAGAGUUGGUUUCCACUACUUUCAUGUUGAGAAUAAAUGCUUUGACUAAUGCUAGAGGAACAAGUCUUUGUUAUAUGGAUAUCUUAAAGGAGCCGGGGGGAAGCGUUGUUCAAGUGGUAUAUUUGGGCAUGAUUAGGAUUGGUUGGUUGUGGCUACUAGGGAGGCUCUGCUUGAGGUGGAGGGGCUGAAGGAGUUCAUGUGCAAUUCCAAAGCUGGAAACAAAGUGCACUUGCAAGUUUAUGUCGGCUACUUUAUUAUGUUAAGGGUGAAUGUUAUGAGAGGUUAGAAUGCAAUCUAGUCCACAUCCUCAAGUUAUAUGUGGUUCUUAGUUAUGAUGAUGCAUGACGUGGAAGAUGGUUCUGCAUUUGAUGUAGAUGCCGCUCAGCUUGACUGUAGUUUUGUAUAUUGUGGCUCCAUUCUUCCCUCCAAGUAUAAUUCUCGCUUGUUUAACGAGUGUUAUACUAUUAUCUAGAUGAAUUUCUCACUGGUAGUUCUUAAGUGUAAUAUAGUUACUUAUGCUAUUUGACAGUGUGAAAAAUUCUGUAUAUUGAAUAUUAGAUUCUGGGAACUCGCAGAUAUGCUAGAGCAUCCAGAUGGUCUUUCUGGCAAUUGCGCCAGGCAGAGGAACUCAGAAAUGCUGGUGAGGAAGUGAUGGGCUUUGCUUAAGAGAAGCACUUCAUCUUCUGAUGCCCCUGGGAAUUUUAUUGUUCUGCAUUAUUCUUUUGCAUAGACGAUAUAAAGAAAAAAAGGAGGAAUUGACUGAACCAGAGGCAGAUCCCGAACGGGAUCAGAGGACUGUAUUUGCUUACCAGAUUUGUUUGAAGGCUAAUGAAAGAGAUGUGUAUGAAUUCUUCUCAAGAGCUGGCAAGGUGCGAGAUGUACGCCUUAUAAUGGAUCGUAAUACAAGGCGUUCCAAGGGAGUUGGGUAUAUUGAGUUCUAUGAUGCAAUGUCUGUCCCUAUGGCAAUAGCACUCUCUGGUCAGCCUCUUCUUGGCCUACCAGUUAUGGUGAAGCCAUCGGAAGCUGAAAAGAAUCUGGUCCAGUCAACUACAUCAGUGGCCAAUGCAUCAGGGGGGCAUAUAGGCCCUUAUUCAGGAGGUGCUAGAAGGCUUUAUGUUGGCAAUCUGCAUUUCAACAUGACCGAAGCUGAUCUUCGUCAGGUUUUUGAAGCAUUUGGUCAAGUAGAGCUGGUGCAGUUGCCUCUUGAUGAAACUGGACAUUGCAAGGGUUUUGGCUUUGUCCAGUUUGCACGCCUUGAGGACUCUAGGAAUGCUUUGAGUCUGAAUCAACAAUUGGAGAUUGCAGGCCGGCUUAUCAAGGUUUCAGCUGUUACCGACCAAACUGGACUGCAAGAUAUUGGAGCCAAUUCUGGUGAUUUUGAUGAUGAUGAAGGAGGUGGCUUGUCUCUGAAUGCGCGUUCUCGAGCACUUCUCAUGCAGAAGUUGGACCGUGGUGGCGCUGCAACUAGUACUGCUGGUUCAGUUGGCAAUCCUGCUGUCAAUAGCACUGGCCUUACUUUACCAACAGCUCCUAUCCUAGGAGCUGCUCCCGUGGUAUCUCCAGUUGUUGCUCCCCUUGCUUCAAUGCCUGCUCUUGCUGGACUUGGUGUUGGUCUUCAAGUUCCCACUGCUGCUGUGCCAAUAGCUGAUACAAUUGGUGUUCCAAGCGAAUGCUUAUUAUUGAAAGAUAUGUUUGAUCCGAAAAUUGAGAUGGAACCAGAUUUCGAUCUGGAUAUCAAAGAAGAUGUUCAAGAAGAAUGUUCAAAGUUCGGAACUUUGGAACACAUAUAUGUAGAAAAGAACAGUGCCGGUUUUGUAUACUUGCGAUUUGAGAAUGUUCAAGCUGCAGUUGCCGCACAGCGUGCUCUCCAUGGAAGAUGGUUUGCUGGAAAGAUGAUUACUGCAACAUUUAUGGUGCCACAAGCAUACGAGGCUAAGUUCCCCGACAGCAGAUAGGAUUAUAUGGAUUCUCGAUGUGUUGCUGGAGUCCUAAUGAUAAGAUGGAUCUAAGGUUUAGUUAAGAUAGCGUUUUGUUGUCUUCAUUUCAUUUUGGGGGGGAGGAGAGAAGCUUUGUGUACAAGAAGUAGGAAUCCUCAGGCAUCGAAUAUGAAAUGCCAGUAGCAGUUACAUGGGAAUGUAUGUAAUUGUUACUGCCGUUUACUAUCAAUACAUGAGGAGUUAUUAUUUGUAGGCCAACUUUAUACUUUCUUUUAUCUAUACAUGAGGAGUUUCCUGUG